Molecule: messenger RNA, 957 nt
Organism: Trichoderma virens Gv29-8
Lineage: Eukaryota; Fungi; Ascomycota; Sordariomycetes; Hypocreales; Hypocreaceae
Exons: 1
Coding region: 1-957 (318 amino acids)
Source: RefSeq, a predicted model, not a curated record
AUGGCCGUCAUUGGUGCUCAGUUCCCCAGCAAGACGGGAAAAGAAGAAGUUGCCAUCUCCAAGGUGAACUCAUUCUUGACAUUUCCUGGUGAAGAUGGGGAAGAAUCCCUUAACCCAGAGUUUUCAGAAUGGGCGGCUGUGACUGACCACAAGGGCUUCUACAACAUCACUGCCCUGGCGUAUUGGAAAAGUGAGGAGGUGUAUCAGAAAUGGACGACCAAAUCUGGUUUCAAGUCUUGGUGGGAAAGUCUUGACGCGCAGGAACAGGAGAAUGGCUGGUUCCUCGAAAUCUUCUUCCCAACCAUGGACAGGAUCGAAACAGUAUUUUCCAGCGGUGAGAUUCCCGAGGGAGCAGCUGAAAUGCGAGACGGAGUCGUUGGACCCAUCAAGGAGCAUGUCUACUGGGGAAGCAUGCGAGAUCGCCUGGCCGCUGCACAGACAGACACCCUCAAAGGCGAGGAGUUCCUCAAAGAUCCUGCACAGUACACGGCAAACGGAAAUCCGUCCCGGCGGACCCGAGUCCCGGGCAAACAGAACCUGGCCAUCAUCCGCUCAGGCCAAGAUUGGGCCGACACGGCACCUGAGGAGCGGAAGCUGUACGUCAAUACGAUGCAUCCCGUGCUCGAGGCAGGGAUGACCUUUCUCCGAGAUCACGGAGACGAGGUUGGCUGCUACAGCUGUCGCUUCAUGGACAUUGUCGACCCAGCCACGAGAAACGCUGACAAGGACCGCACCUUUGGUCUCGCGUACUUUGAUGAGCUGGCCUCGCUUGAGAAAUGGAGCAGGGAGCAUCCCACACACCUGGCCAUCUUUGGCGGGUUUCUCAAGUACGCGGCUCAGCUAAACAAUGUCAUCACGCUACGCCUAUUUCACGAGGUACUGGUGGUGAAGCCGGAACAGCAGCUGUUUGAAUACGUUGGGUGCCAUCUGGAGACCGGGAUGCAAGUUGCGAAAUGA